This is a messenger RNA of Glarea lozoyensis ATCC 20868, 1476 nucleotides long. Its product is annotated as Zn2/Cys6 DNA-binding protein. Gene Ontology annotation, biological process: regulation of DNA-templated transcription. The coding region runs from base 1 to 1476 and encodes 491 amino acids. The record is from RefSeq and is a predicted model, not a curated record. NCBI's taxonomy places the organism in Eukaryota, Fungi, Ascomycota, Leotiomycetes, Helotiales, Helotiaceae. Gene Ontology annotation, molecular function: DNA-binding transcription factor activity, RNA polymerase II-specific; zinc ion binding. The transcript has 2 exons.
AUGUCGUACCACGACCGGAAUCCCGGUGGCUAUUCAGGUCACCGUGAUAACUCUGCGUAUCCUCGCAAUGGACAACCCGCUGAUUCGCAAUAUCCCCCACCACCUGGCGAAGAAGACGACCGAAACAGACCCUAUCAUCAGCGCGCUCCUUCAAGCAGCAAUGGUGUGACCCUCCCACCCAUGUCUCCUUACGAGCCCCAAUACUCGCAACCAGCUCGCAGCCCCUACGACGAAGCUCGCAGUCCCUACGCCCCAGAAGGACGAGCAUACCCUCCACUUGCCCAACCACCGCAAGGAGCCUAUCAGCCCCAAGCGACAGGUUACAGUCACGAGCGAAGCUUCCAACCUCAACCUCCACAGGAGUAUAGAGCAGGUAACGCACAGGAGUAUAGACCAAGUAAUGGACAGCAACACAUGGCAUUCAGUCAAUCAGCCCCGCGACAAAGAACCGCAAUUGCCUGCAAAUAUUGCCGAAGACGCAAGAUCCGCUGCUCUGGGUUUGAUCAAAACCCCGAGGGACGUUGUACCAACUGCCUCCGAUUCCAACAGGAGUGCGUUUUUACUCCAGUCUCCUCGCAAGCUCAAGCUUUCGUACCGGCACACGUUGUCUUCCCUCACUUGCGUCAGGCAGCGGCGAACCAGAACCCUCACAUGCACCAGGCAAUCGGAGACAAUAGAAUCUCAACCUUUGGAGCUCACGGAGAGCCACUUGGCUCACUUCCUGCGCCUUACGACUAUCCCGCACCAUCCCCAACAGGGUCGUUCAGCUCAACGGCUGAUACUCCCACAUCAGAGCAUCAAACACCAUAUAUCUUUCGCGCAGGUUAUCAAUAUGCUCGCAAUCAAGGCCCUCAAGAGAACUAUCCUCCACUUGCUCCUCCACAGGAGAGUUAUCCUUAUCCGCAGCACGGUCAAGCUACUUUGCCUACACGUCCCCGAGAGGAGCGUCCACGUUCUCGAGAGGAUCAUUCACGUCCAAUUGCACGUCCUCGUAGCCAAGGUCACGGUCGUGCCGCACGCGAUCGUAACUCUCCAACAUACCGCCCUGAGGCGCGCGAUCACCCCUCUCCAUCAUACCGUACCUCUCCAACAAGCUCCGAGUCACGCAAACGCAGAGCUGUAGAGGACGCUCAUCCAUCCAUUCUACCUCCGCCCAUGCCAAGCCAGUCAUCUUACCCACGCUCGAACAGCGGUGGCAGACGUCAAGGAGACGACGAGUUGAGACUUCCUCCUGUCACUCCAGGACAACAAGCGUCUGCAAACUACUCCCCUGGUUCUUCCGCAUCUUCUCACUCGAAUCUUCAACCACCUCUUCAAGGUGGCCUGCCCCCCAUGUCGCGUACUCCUCCACCUCGUACCAGCCCAGGUGCAGCUCGUACCGAUCGUGUUGACCCGAUGAAAUUGGGCAACAUUAUGGCUCGAGACAAUGAGGUAGACAGGAAGAUGCUGGAUAGCUUUAACAAGAACAAUAAGUAG